Molecule: messenger RNA, 5490 nt
Organism: Acanthaster planci (crown-of-thorns starfish)
Lineage: Eukaryota; Metazoa; Echinodermata; Asteroidea; Valvatida; Acanthasteridae
Gene: hmgcr
Product: 3-hydroxy-3-methylglutaryl-CoA reductase
Biological process (GO): sterol biosynthetic process; isoprenoid biosynthetic process; coenzyme A metabolic process
Cellular component (GO): peroxisomal membrane; endoplasmic reticulum membrane
Molecular function (GO): hydroxymethylglutaryl-CoA reductase (NADPH) activity; NADP binding; protein binding
Source: RefSeq, a predicted model, not a curated record
UCAAAGUACAGUACAUGUACAGUACAUGCAUUGACCGGCAGACCGGCUCACUUGUAGUUCGAUUUGCGGUAUAAAAUAUGAAAAUAUCUACCAGAAUAAGCCCUAAAUAUGUCAACUGGGUAAUUCACAGUUGUCUCUUGAUAUAAAGUGUAGUACAAAGAAAAAGUACGGAAGUUUAGUUAAUCACUGGAUCUUGGCCGUCCAUUGGCAUAGUUCACGCACUGCUCGACCGACAGCUUAAAACAUCGUCCGACAUGCUCCAAAUGCGUUGAUUGGUCAAAUUCUUCGAUCACGCCAAAUCUUACGUCAGGUGAUUGGCCGGUGCGUUUCCAGACACAUGGGAGCAUAAGAGAGAUGCUGUCCAACGUCUUCCGUGCCCACGGGCGCUACUGCUCCGCCCACCCUUGGGAGGUCAUCGUGGGCACCCUGACUCUCACCAUAUGCAUGCUGUCCAUGGACUAUUUCACCAGCCUGCCCAAAGUGUGCGGAUGGAACUAUCACUGCACUGAGACACAGGAUGUCAUGUCCUCUGAUGUUAUCAUCGUCACUCUGGCCAACGCCAUGUCCGUCUUCUAUAUCUAUAUGCAGUUCCACAAACUCCGAAAAGUUGGUUCCAAAUACAUUCUCGGCAUUGCUGGGCUGUUCACCAUAUUCUCCAGUUUUGUAUUCAGCAGUGCCGUUAUUCAUCUUUUUGGCCUGGAGCUUACAGGCCUCAAUGAGGCACUGCCUUUUUUCCUUCUUCUGAUCGACCUGUCCAAAGCCAGUGCCUUGACCAAAUUUGCACUGAGCAGUGAUUCCCAGAGAGAUGUACCUGAGAACAUAGCCCAAGGUAUGGCAGUCCUUGGUCCCAACAUCUCCCUGGAUGCAUUGGUCAUGAGCCUGGUGAUUGGCGUUGGUACUCUGUCAGGAAUCCCCAAAUUGGAAGUGAUGUGCUGUUUUGGAUGCCUGUCCGUGGUUGCCAACUUCUUUGUCUUCAUGACUUUCUUCCCAGCCUGCCUGUCACUUGUUCUGGAGCUUUCCAACAACAACCCUGUCGGCCGUCCAGUCUGGCAACUUGGUCAGUUCACCAAGGUGCUGCAGGAGGAGGAAGACAAGAAACCCAACCCAGUGGUCCAACGGGUCAAGGUUAUCAUGUCCAUGGGUCUGGUGCUGGUGCACGUCCACAGUCAUCUGAUGAAAGCAAGCGAUGCCAAGCUUGGGGAGGUGAGCACGCUGACUGACUUACCUGAGCUGGAGUUCUCCCGCAAGAUUGAGCCCGAGAUACCUCUUUGGCAGUUCAACCUCAGAAAAUUUGCCAGCCUUGGAAUGGAGCAGGUGGCUGUAUUACUCCUGGCUGCGUUCUUGACUGUCAAAUACAUCUUCUUUGACCAAAACGACUCUGAAGCCACAGAAGAAGAAACCACAGAGGAACAGUCAAGCAAUGGCGCCGUCAUCACUGAGGCAGAAAUGGAACCAGAAAAGCCGGCAAUCCUGGAGGAACUGCAGAGGUUCUCAUCUUGCGGUGUCCAGACAGACCCUGUCCGUUUUGCCCCCAAGGCUACCUUCACCAUUGGUGGUGGGAAGGACUCGGACGUGGAGAGCGUCGGAGACGAGUCUGAGAGCACUCGGGAUGAGAACUCGCGCCCCAGCUCGCCAACAGCACCACGACCACUGCAGGAAUGCGCUCGUAUCCUCAAUUCAGGAGAAGUCAUGGACUUGACGGACGAGGAAGUGCAUCUCCUGGUGGCCAGCAGGCACAUCCCCGCUUACAAGCUGGAAGAUGUCUUGCAGGACCCCGAGAGGGGAGUGGCCAUCCGCAGGCAGAUCUACAGCCAGAAGCUGACCAAGAACUGGGCGCUCAGCGAUCUGCCGUACACGGGCUACCAGUACUCUUACGUCAUGGGUGCUUGCUGCGAGAACGUGGUCGGCUACAUGCCGCUACCUGUUGGUGUUGCCGGACCCUUGCUGAUGGACGGUGAAGAGUACUACGUCCCCAUGGGGACCACGGAGGGCUGCCUGGUGGCCAGCACCAACAGGGGCUGCAGGGCCAUCCAGGCUGCCGGAGGGGUUAAGAGCACCGUUGUAGCUGAUGGGAUGACGAGAGGACCGGUAGCAAGUCUACCCUCAGCCAAAGAGGCAAGUGCGGUCAAACUGUGGAUGGAGGACCCCGACAACUUUGCCGCCAUCAAGGAGAGCUUUGACUCCACCAGUCGCUUUGCCCGGCUCAAGAAUGUCCAGGUGGGCCUGGCCGGCCGCCACCUGUUCAUGCGUUUCCAGGCCCUGACGGGUGACGCCAUGGGCAUGAACAUGCUGUCCAAGGGUACAGAGAAGGCCUUGAACCGAAUCCACGAGCAGUUUCCGGCCUUCGAGGUCCUGAGUCUUAGCGGUAACUACUGCACCGACAAAAAGCCGGCGGCCAUUAACUGGAUUGGUGGGAGGGGCAAGUCGGUUGUCAGCGAGUGCACCGUACCGGCGUACGUCAUAGAAAAGGUUUUGAAAACCUCCGUCCCCGCUCUGGUGGAGCUGAACAUCAACAAGAACCUUGUUGGCUCGGCCAUGGCUGGAAGCAUUGGUGGCUUCAACGCCCACGCUUCCAACAUCGUCACUGCCAUCUAUGUUGCCACUGGCCAGGACGUGGCUCAGAAUAUUGCCAGCUCCAACUGCAUCACCUUGAUGGAGCCAUCAGGCCCCAAGGGGGAGAACUUGUAUGUCAGUGUCACCAUGCCGUCCAUCGAGGUUGGCACCGUUGGGGGAGGGACGGUGCUCCCACCACAGGGAUCCUGCUUGGAGAUGCUGGGUGUGCGUGGUGCUUGCCCCGAGGAUCCAGGACGCAAUGCCCGUACCCUGGCCCGCAUUGUCUGCUCCACUGUCCUCGCUGGGGAAUUGUCCCUCAUGUCAGCGCUGGCUGCCGGACACCUGGUUAAGAGCCACCUCAAACACAACAGGUCUUCUCUGUGUGUGACCAACAGUCUGUCCAGUAGCCUGCCCACCAUCCAUGAGCACAAGCGCAGCAAGUCAUUGGACCUGAGCGCCCCCCACCCAACGGGCCGGAUGGGCCUCUUGGACCAAGUGGGGACAUGCACCAACAAGGCUUCAUGACCUGUGAACACCUGGACCCCCGAGAGACCUUCAUCAGAUUGAUUCCCAUGCCUGUCCCCUUGGCACCCCCAAAAUAAGUCUCGGUUUCCAAAAGUCUGAUGGUCAAAUGCACCGACAAACCUGUUCUGGUUUGUCAGUAUUGUCUUUUGCUGAUUUUGUCUUUGUUGAAGCCGCAGCAGCAGACUGUUUAGUUUCCACUUGCAGCACUCUUGUGACCUUUUAUGUGACCUAUUUGCCUUGAUAAGUUCUACCAUUCUUUUUUCAUUUCCCUAGUCCAUAUUUGUUCAACUUUUACUCAUGUAAACUUUCCCCCCAAUUUUUUCCUAUUCUCGAGCUAUUCUUGUUGUCUCUUUCUCCAUUGGUCAGUUUAGAUAAUGUUGAACAAAAGAAAGCAUUUCUCAUAUCUUUUGAUUGCUUUGUUUUACUGACAAAGGAAACUUAUACAUAUCAUACAAAUGUGUCAGAUAUGUUAAUUUUGAAAAGGAAGUAUAGAUUCCUGGGAAGCAGUUUUUACUUUGUGGGGGAGUUUGCAAGGGGUAAUAGUGACAUAUUUUACGGGGUAAUCAGGGUCAAAGUUUUGCAUGUGUAGAGUCAAAAUACCAGACGGAUGAAAUUAUGAGUUGAAAUUUCAUUAUAAAGUUACUUGGUCUAAUUUAAAUAAAAUUUAUGGAGAUAAUUUAUUUUGAAAUCUGGUGAGAGCAUUCAUGAUAUUAGACAGGAACUUUUUAAAUGAUGAAUUAGAUGCUCGAGCAAAUGGAAUAACUGUCACAGAAAGAACCCUCCAAAACUCAAAAGUGUGACUGUCAUCGUUGACUGUUUGACUUGUGUAGAGGUUUUGUACUCAAAAUGCCACCGUGGAUAGUAAACUCACUCUGACUGUACAUUUGAUAAUAGGGUAGUUCUUAAUGUGAAUGGUUCUGCUGGUAUCAGCAAAAACGAUGAUUAGAAAAAUUCUGUUUAGCAGCUGGUGACACGAUGCCCUGUAUGCACUUUGCAAACAAGCGGAUGCCUGUUUCAAAGAUGAGAGCAUAGAUUGUCCAAAGAUGAUUGCUCGUCAGCUGCGUGUUUAUAUAUAUAUAUAUAUAUAAAAGCUAAAUUUAUAUUUUCUGAAAUUCUUGACGCUUGAACCUGUUCUAAGGACUUCGCAUGUAAGCAUACCGGUGGUGGAUUUAAAAAAAAUUACAACUGUCAUCGUGGACCGCUGAAAUCCCAUUUUGGAUGCACACCGACAGUAGUGCUUCUGCCAUUUGGAGAAGCUACGAGAUUGUUGGCAUUGUGUUGAAAAUCGCAUUCUACACACAGCGUGCAGGUGGUGGUGUUCAUGCUUCAUAAACCCACCAAGUUGUCUCUACCUCACCUGGACAGAACAAGCGUACACUAGAGCAGAACACAGAGAACCAGUAUUGCGUGCUUGAAUGAGGCCAGUAACCCUUGAGGAGCCAUUAGUCCUGUCAGGCUGUUUUGUUUGUUGGUACAAGACCAAAACAGCAAGAAUACCAGUCUCUGAACUUUAAUUAGUCGGCAGAGAGGUCAUUCUAUUGGACUGAAGUAAAUUUGAAAAAAAAAGAAUUAAAAAGUUGUACAUAGUGAUAUUAUGCAUGCCACAUGUUGUUUACACUGACUUUCAUAAUUACGAGUUCAUACAUUAAAAUGCCAUGGCAACUUAGCAUUAAUGUAUUUAUUACUCUGUGGUUUAAUUUGCUUGUAAAUGUAUGAAUGGUCCACGUGUGUGUAAAUCUUGGCCAGGCCAGCACCAAUAUUUAAACUUUAUUUUCUUGCCAAUACUGAAAACCAGAUUCUUUUCGCUUUUUUGAUAUCAUUUCUGGUCAGAUUUGACCCUCUGCUAGAAAUGUCAGUGUUUCUACCAUGGACAUUCGUGCGACAAAUAUAUAAAUUGCUUAAUCUACUGUGGUUUUAGGCCGAGGAUGCUGGAAAAAAUCUCUGCUUUGACUAAGGUGUUAAAAGUCAAAUUAUUUAUUUAAAUUGAUAUGUCGGCAGUGGGUGGUUCAAUGUACAGUCUGAAAGAGCACGACACUCCUUUUUUUACGGGGGCUACACUACUUCCAUGUCAUCAUUGUGAGAAAUGUUUAGCAGAUUAAGUGUUGGUAAGGAAAUAAAAGAUAGUUGUGUUUCUCCAGUGAUUACCAUACGGAGGGACACCUGUGGACGUGUUGCAUGUGGUGUAUAUAGCAGUUCUAUUGAAAAUGUUGUGGACCAUUUUGGGCAGAAGCUAUUUCAUUUGCCAAAUGAUAGAACUUUGUAAAGUUAAGAGUAUUGGACAAUUGCCAUCACAAAGUGGAAUCUACCGUGAUCUUUAGAACAGAUUGAUGUUGAUGGUUGCACCACUGCUUUAUGGAGCAAAUAUCUGAUGUGAGGUUCUGCAAAAUAAAAUGCUUUCAGCACCAUCUAGAA